Molecule: messenger RNA, 3291 nt
Organism: Hemibagrus wyckioides
Lineage: Eukaryota; Metazoa; Chordata; Actinopteri; Siluriformes; Bagridae
Product: probable ATP-dependent RNA helicase DDX6
Exons: 14
Coding region: 835-2271 (478 amino acids)
Biological process (GO): cytoplasmic stress granule assembly; P-body assembly
Cellular component (GO): cytoplasmic stress granule; P-body
Molecular function (GO): RNA helicase activity; ATP binding; mRNA binding
Source: RefSeq, a predicted model, not a curated record
CAGCGACUAAUAAACGUCGACCAUGUUGUUAAGAAGCACAACAAAAGACGAGUGGAUUUAAGAGAAUUCAGUCCGUUUUGAAGACAGUGUCGAUAUUGACGAGAUUAAACUGAUUUAUAGAGAAGAACCCAUCAGCAGGGUCUGUUUGAUGACCAAACUGAAAAAGAGACACUUCCAUACACGCUAAAAAGCAGGAGCUGGACGCUGGAGGUGCUGUAUGCAAACCAUAUAGUCGUCUUUCCCUUUCGUUAAGACGUCUGUCUCCGGGGAUUACUGCUUUAUGCUGGAUGUUGCAUUGAAUUUCCAUCACCAGGGAUUGACUUUUGCUUCUUCUUGGGGACACAAAUAGUGAAAAAGUGACAAACUGCAAAAGUAAAGGUCUCCUGAUCCAGCAUAAAUAAAAUUCAGGACAAAACAAACAAAAAAAGAGAGAUCGAACUUUUCCUGAUUAGAAGAGAAACAUCUUUCGCUGUUCUGUUGCAGGACUCGAACCUUCUCCAACCUGCAGGCGUAUAAUUUUCUAUACUCCGUGCAGGUGUAUUAUAUUUAUGCAUAUAAAUGCUUAUUUCUCUUCGUUUGGAAGAGCUUUUUGUGUUAAACCUAUUCCUGUGACGUCGGUGGCUCUCCUUUGAAGAGGUUGCACUGUACAUGUACAUAGAUGUGUAUGUCUGUAAAUGUUAGACGAGCUCACUGAGGUUCUAUUAUACCGUUUGUAAAUGUUUUAUUAGAACUUUUAUAGACCGGUUGUUUAAAAAAAAAAAAAAAAAAAAAAAAAUAUUGUAAAAGCAAUUAAGAUAACUUUUUUGGUAAAACUUAUACGAAGAAGAAGACUUGAUGGCUACUGCAAAGAUGGAAAACGUAGGCGCUGUUGUAAUGGGACUCAGUAAGCAGAACGGUCAGCCCAGAGGACUGAGCUCUCAAUCCGGACCCGCCGUCCAGAGCAAUCCGUUCGCAAGAGGCCAAAAACCUGCUGCAGACCCGCAGGAAGGACCUGGAAUCAGGUUUGGUGAAGACUGGAAAAAGAGUCUGCAGCUUCCACCCAAAGACACCAGAGUUAAAACUUCAGAUGUGACGUCUACCAAGGGAAAUGAGUUUGAAGACUACUGUUUAAAGAGGGAGUUACUCAUGGGGAUCUUUGAAAUGGGUUGGGAGAAACCUUCUCCGGUCCAGGAGGAGAGCAUCCCCAUCGCUCUCUCGGGUCGUGACAUCCUGGCUCGUGCCAAAAACGGAACAGGGAAGAGUGGAGCGUAUCUGAUCCCCAUGCUGGAGAGGAUAGACCUGAAGAAAGACUACAUCCAGGCCUUAGUAAUGGUGCCCACUCGUGAGCUUGCACUACAGGUCAGCCAGAUCAGCAUUCAGCUCAGUAAGCAUCUCGGUGGAGUCAAAGUCAUGGCCACCACCGGUGGAACAAACCUACGAGACGAUAUCAUGCGUCUGGAUGAAAUCGUGCAUGUUGUCAUCGCUACACCAGGCAGGAUACUGGACCUGAUCAAGAAGGGUGUAGCGAAAGUGGAUAAAGUUCAGAUUAUGGUCAUGGAUGAGGCUGAUAAGCUUCUCUCCCAGGACUUUGUGGUGCUCAUUGAGGAUAUCAUCAGCUUCCUGGACAGGAACAGGCAGAUUUUGCUGUAUUCUGCUACUUUUCCCAUCACUGUGCAGAAAUUCAUGGCGAAGCAUCUAAAAAAGCCUUACGAGAUUAAUCUGAUGGAAGAGCUGACGCUGAAGGGCAUCACGCAGUACUACGCCUAUGUUACUGAGAGGCAGAAGGUGCACUGCCUCAACACACUCUUCUCCAGGCUGCAAAUCAAUCAGUCCAUCAUCUUCUGCAACUCGACUCAGAGGGUGGAGCUUCUGGCUAAGAAGAUUACUCAGCUGGGCUACUCCUGUUUCUACAUCCAUGCCAAGAUGAUGCAGGAGUACAGAAACCGUGUUUUCCAUGACUUCAGAAAUGGGCUGUGUAGAAAUCUGGUCUGCACAGAUUUGUUCACGAGAGGCAUCGACAUCCAGGCGGUGAACGUGGUCAUCAACUUCGACUUUCCCAAGAACGCAGAGACGUAUCUGCAUCGCAUCGGGCGCUCAGGGAGGUUUGGCCAUCUGGGUCUGGCCAUUAACUUGAUCACAGCGGAGGAUCGCUUCAACCUGAAAGCCAUCGAGGACCAGCUGGUGACUGAUAUCAAGCCCAUCCCCAGCAGCAUCGAUAAAAGUCUGUACGUGGCUGAGUUUCACUCAACCAACGACGAGGCAGAGGAGCAGGAACCGGCCGAAGAACCAUAAAGAACCCUAAGGAACCAGCAGAACUGGACAACAGUUACAGCCUGGACAUUCUAGCGGUCAAUCUUUCAGGAUAAUCUGAUGAGAUUUCACCCCAUGCUUCCUGGAGCAUCUCCCACAAGAUGGAUUGGCUGAUGGAGUCUUCCUCUGUAGCUGAAAUAAGCAAGUGAUCCCAAACUUUUCAGCAGUAGUGUAUAUAUACACACAAAAAGAGAACGAUUUAUUGAAGAUGUGAUGUUGCACAUGAUGUACUUUUUUAAGAAUAAGAAAUGUAACUAAAACUGCUUAUAACUGGGUGCAGACAUGUUUGUUUUUCUACCCAUCCUGAGGCAUCCAGAGAUGACCAGCUCCAGCUGGGUUCUGCUUCGUGAGGACUUGAGUAUUCAAAGCAACGAUGCCAACCCUAUGUGGACUUUGAAGACGACAAGAACCUCCUAAUUAAUACAUACACUAACAUUCUACAUACACUGUAUCUGCAUCACACACCUGUCUGUACAUGAUUGUAAAAAGGACGUUGUUGAUAAUCACACUCUCAGAUGUUUAUAAUAAUCUAUCAUCUCACACUGUGGUGUCACCCAAAUGAGGAUGAGGAUCCCUUUUGAGUCUGGUUCCUCUCAGGGUUUCUCCUCACCACAGUCGCCUCAGGCUUGCUCACUAAGGAUGAUUUUGUCAUCUAGGACUUUCUGCACUGUUUUUUAUGUUUCUUAUGUUCUGUAAAGCUGCUCUGAGACAAAGUCCACUGUUAAAAGCGCUGUACAGAUAAAACUGAAUUGAACUGAAUGUAUAUUAUAUGGUAUAUCAAGUUCUACAACAUAAUUAUAUAUUUCCUUAUAGAUUUCCUUAGGAGGUGUCCCAGACUUUAGCACAAAUUUUUGAGCAGCGUUUAUUUAUUUAUUUAGAAAUUUUAGCUUUUUUUUGUUUGUUUUAAGUAAUUUUUUUCUUAUGGUUUGAGUGGAAAAUUUUGUAUUAUUGUGUGUAAUGUUUAUUUUAUACAUGUUUAUGGUUCGUUACAAGGGGUGCCAA